This is a messenger RNA of Myxozyma melibiosi, 1528 nucleotides long. RefSeq lists its product as uncharacterized. The transcript has 2 exons. Bases 222 to 1454 code for a protein of 410 amino acids. The record is from RefSeq and is a predicted model, not a curated record. Gene Ontology annotation, molecular function: hydrolase activity, acting on ester bonds. Lineage: Eukaryota; Fungi; Ascomycota; Lipomycetes; Lipomycetales; Lipomycetaceae.
UCUAUAUCACCACCUUCCCUUUCAUUUUCAUCUUUUUGAUUCCACACACGCUCCUUUUUUUCACUGUCGGCUUUUAUUCUGCGUGCUUUUAUUCUUUGCUGUUGCUCGUUUUUUUUUGUUGGAAGCCGACUCUUCGCUCGUUAUUGUGUUGGGCUUAUUUACGGGAUCAUAUAUAUAUCAGUAUCAACAGCAGCAGCAGCAGCAGCAGCAGCAGCGGCAUAAUGAACCCGACCACGUCUUUCUCUAAAACUGCGCUCGUCAGCGUCUUCCUCUCUUUUAUCGCCUGUGGACUCGCGGAUCAGACCUUCUUCAACUUCGGCGACUCCUACACCUCGACCGCGUUCUCGAUCCACUCGACACUGCCCUCGUCCAACAACCCGUUCGGCAACCCGUCGUUCGACAGCAGCUACGCGACCAACGGCAUCAACUGGCUCAAGUACCUCGGCGCAGACUUCAACUCGUCGUCCUACAUAUUCUACAACCUCGCCGUCGCGGGCGCGACGAUCGACAACAACGUCACCUACGUCCGCGAGAAAUACGACUCCUUCGUGCUCCAGGUGUCAAACACUUUCCUGCCCUACCUCGCCCCCGGCCGCGUCGGCGCGGAAAACAGCAACACCCAAUACGUCUCCUGGGACCCAGACUCCACCACCGCAACCAUCUGGUUCGGCAUCAACGACGUCCUGACGACGUACCAAUCCCACCCAACCUCGGCCUCGCGCGUCUCUCUCUACGCGUCGAUGAUGGUCUCGUACUGGUCCGCGGUCGAGACCCUGUACGCCUCCGGCCUCCGCCGGUUCGUCAUCAUGACCGUCCCCGCGCUCGACCGGAAACCGAACCUGACCGCGGCGCAGCGCGCGGUCGCAAAGGCCGCGAUCGAGGAGUAUAACCUCCUGCUGACCUCCCACGCGCGCCGCUUCGCCUCCAACCACGCAGGCGACGGCGUCGCGCUCGCGGUCGUGGACAUGUACCCGGUUCUCGACUACGUCGUCUCAAACUACAAAACCCUGGGCUUCGACGUCCAGGACGAGUACUGCCAGGCCUACAUCUCCGGCGUGCCGUUCGCGGAUACGUGGUACACGGCCUGUCCCUACCCGGCGAGCAAGUACGUCUUCAUCAACUCCGUCCACGUCACCUCCGGCGUGCACAAGUUGUUUGCCGAGUACGUCGCCGUCCAGCUCGAGGCCGCGCUCGGCUUGCCUGUGGGCGGUACGAACGACGAACAAGCCCAGGCGUCCGCGUUCGCGGCCGACGUGAGUUCUUCUGCGUCGGUCUCCGCGACGGCGAGUACGGCCACCACGACCGUCACCGCCGUCGCGAUGUAUGUCGAGCAGGAGGUGGAGGAGGAUUCUGCGUCCGAGACGACGACGUCGAUCACUGCUGCUGCGACGACGGCGCUGGAUGUCGCGGAACUGGUCAAGCCGUACGGACUGAUCCGCGUCGGCGAGUCAUAAACUUGCUCUUACUUUACACAUUCUUUACUGCCUUUCUGUUGUUAUAUAUAGACUUCUUCGUGAGUUACUGUGGG